GACAUUAUUGUCGUCUGCUACUAGUGCAACACGAGUGUUUUUCUUUUAGUAUACAAAAAAGUUACAAAAAUAUAAAUUUGUUGUUUUAUAUUGAAGAAAAAUAAAAUAUAUAAUGGUACGUGUGGGAAAAAUAUUUUUACAAUUUGGUACAUUGACGGGAGUGGGGUUAGGAGGAUGGUUUGCCGGAAAACAUUUCGAAAGAUUGAAUGAUGAAAAAGAUGACAGCAUAUUUUUGAACGUGAACAUAAAGAGGAAACCCUGUCUGCCGAUUUUUGGCACAGUAUCGGCAGCUUCGCCGAUAGUAACAGCUAAUGAUCACGCGAAUAUGGGUGCUAAAUUAUCUGUACCAGGGUCAAGAAUAACUCAAAUUAUGAAGUAUGGAUUUCCAAGUCUCGAUAAUGUCAGAUCUUUUGAAGAUUAUGUUCUUUCUUACGAUAGACGAAAUAGAGUUGCUCAUUGGGUUUUUGAACAUUUAACAAAGGAAAAAAUACAUCUAAAAAAUAAUGUUGAUCGUUCAAAAUGUGAAUUUAUUGUUGAUAAAAGUAUUCAUCCAUUUUUCAGAUCAGAAAAUAGUGAUUAUAAAGGAAGUGGUUACGAUCGAGGACAUUUAGCAGCUGCUGGAAAUCAUAAAAUUUGUCAAAAACAUAUAGAAGAAACAUUUCUUUUAUCAAAUAUGGCACCUCAAGUGGGUCGUGGAUUUAAUAGAGACUCAUGGAAUCGUUUAGAAAAAUAUGUUAGAUCUUUAACGAAUAUUUAUAAAGAUGUAUAUGUCUGUACAGGACCUUUAUAUCUUCCAAAACUUGAGGCUGAUGGUAAAAAAUACGUUAGAUACGAAGUUAUUGGCAACAAUCAUGUUGCAGUACCGACUCAUUUUUAUAAAGUGGUCGUAGGUGAAACUGCCGAUAAUAAAUUAGAAAUGGAGGCUUUUGUCAUGCCAAAUACGCCAAUUGAUGAUAAGGCGCCACUUAAAAAUUUCCAGGUUCCACCUGAGAGCAUUGAACGAGCAGCGGGUUUAUUAUUUUUUGAUAAUUUAUCUCGCGAGAAACUCAAUAAAAUAAAUGGAAAAAGCGUUAGUUGGAAAUGAAACAAGUAAAAUUUUAGAAUCAAAUUUUAAAUCAGUCUCGAAAAUUUUAUUGCAAACAUUUUUUUUUAAAAUAUUUUGAUGAUACUUCUUUACGUGCAAUAUUACAGUUGACUAUAUACAUUAAAUAUUUAAACAUUUAGGAAAAAAUUGAUCUUGAAGAUUACAUAUUGUAAAUGUUUAUCAUUUCAGAAUUUUUUUUUUUUCGAAACUGUUAUAGUAUUAUUUAUUUUAAUUGAAAAAUGUAAAUAUCUGUAAAUGAACUGUUUUAUAUAUAAUAUAUACAUAUAUAUUUUAAUGAGA
Molecule: messenger RNA, 1384 nt
Organism: Leptopilina boulardi
Lineage: Eukaryota; Metazoa; Arthropoda; Insecta; Hymenoptera; Figitidae
Gene: EndoG
Product: endonuclease G, mitochondrial
Exons: 5
Coding region: 113-1084 (323 amino acids)
Biological process (GO): apoptotic DNA fragmentation
Cellular component (GO): nucleus; mitochondrial inner membrane
Molecular function (GO): metal ion binding; single-stranded DNA endonuclease activity; RNA endonuclease activity
Source: RefSeq, a predicted model, not a curated record